AUGGCCUGCCAGCAGAGCUCUGUUUGUGUGGAACCUCAGACUGUGAGGGACGGUGCCGUCCUUCCCACAGAUAAGAGGUUUCUCUGUACUGAGUGCGGGAAGUGUUGCCUGUCUAAAUCCAAACUUAAUAUUCAUAAAAGAACUCACACAGGAGAGAAGCCGUAUUUCUGCCUGGAGUGCGGGAAAUGUUUUUCAGAUAAGUCCAAUCUUUCCACACAUAAGAAAUCACACACGGGUGAGAAGCCCUAUUCCUGUUCUGAGUGUGGGAAAAGUUUUUCACUCAAGUCCAGCCUUUCUGCACACCGGAGAUUGCACACGGGAGAGAAGCCGUAUUCCUGUCCUGAGUGUGGGAAACGUUUUUCACAGAAGACUGAUCUUGACAGACAUCAAAGGUCUCACACGGGAGUGAAACCGUAUUCCUGUCCCGAGUGUGGGAAAUGUUUUAAAGAGAAAUGGUAUGUUUCCAUUCAUCAGAGAUCUCACACAGGGGAAAAGCCAUAUUCCUGUCCUGAGUGUGGGAAAAGUUUUUCACAGAAGAAAGAUCUUGACAGACAUCAAAGAUCUCACACGGGGGAGAAGCCACUUUCCUAUCCUGAGUGCGGGAAAAGUUUUUCUCAGAAGACUGAUCUUGACAGACAUCAAAGAUCUCACACGGGGGAGAAGCCGUAUUCCUGUCCUGAGUGCGGGAAAUCUUUUGCACAGAAAUUUUAUCUUUCCAUCCAUCAGAGAUUUCACACGGGGGAAAAGCCGUAUUCCUGUGCUGAGUGCGGCAAAUGUUUUUCAGUGAAGUCCAGUCUUUCUGCACACCAGAGAUGUCACAUGGGAGAGAAGCCGUAUUCCUGUCCUGAGUGCGGGAAAUCUUUUGCACAGAAAUUUUAUCUUUCCAUCCAUCAGAGAUUUCACACGGGGGAAAAGCCGUAUUCCUGUGCUGAGUGCGGCAAAUGUUUUUCAGUGAAGUCCAGUCUUUCUGCACACCAGAGAUGUCACAUAGGAGAGAAGCCGUAUUCCUGUCCUGAGUGUGGGAAAUGUUUUUCAUUCAAGUCCAAUCUUUCCAGACAUCAGAGAUUUCACACGGGGGAGAAGCCGUAUUCCUGUGCUGAGUGCGGAAAAUGUUUUUCAGAUAGGUCCAGUCUUUCUGCACACCAGAAAUGUCACACGGGGGAGAAGCCACUUUCCUGUCCUGAGUGUGGGAAACGUUUUUCAAGAAAGUCCAGUCUUUCUGUACACCAGAGAUGUCACACGGGGGAGAAGCCACUUUCCUGUCCUGAGUGCGGCAAAUGUUUUUCAUUCAAGUCCAAUCUUUCUGCACACCAGAGAUGUCACACGGGGGAGAAGCCACAUUCCUGUCCUGAGUGCGGCAAAAGUUUUUCAAGUAAGUACAUUCUUUCUGCACACCAGAGAUGUCACACGGGGGAGAACCCACUUUCCUGUCCUGAGUGCGGGAAAAGUUUUUCACAGAAGUCCAGUCUUGACAGACAUCAGAGAUCUCACACAGGGGAGAAGCCACUUUCAUGUCCUGAGUGCGGGAAAAGUUUUUCAGAGAAGUCCAGUCUUGACAGACAUCAGAGAUCUCACAUGGGUAAAAAGCCACUUUCCUGUCUUGAGUGCGGUAAAUCUUUUUCACAGAAGUCCAGUCUUUAUAGCCAUCAGAGAUCUCACACGGGUGAGAAGCCGCAUUCCUGUCCAGAGUGCGGGAAAUGUUUUUCAGAUAAGUCCAGUGUUUACAAACAUCUGAGAUCUCACACGAGAAGGAAGCCACUUUCCUGUACAGAGUGAGGGAAUUGUUCCUCACUGAAGUCCUGUCUUCCUGUAUAUCAAGGGCCCCACACAACCCUCGAG
This is a messenger RNA of Rana temporaria (common frog), 1839 nucleotides long. RefSeq names its product zinc finger protein 260-like. The record is from RefSeq and is a predicted model, not a curated record. Gene Ontology annotation, biological process: regulation of transcription by RNA polymerase II. Bases 1 to 1776 code for a protein of 591 amino acids. Lineage: Eukaryota; Metazoa; Chordata; Amphibia; Anura; Ranidae. The transcript has 2 exons. Gene Ontology annotation, molecular function: RNA polymerase II cis-regulatory region sequence-specific DNA binding; DNA-binding transcription factor activity.